Messenger RNA from Hevea brasiliensis (rubber tree), 525 nucleotides. RefSeq lists its product as uncharacterized. The record is from RefSeq and is a predicted model, not a curated record. The transcript has 5 exons. Bases 1 to 525 code for a protein of 174 amino acids. NCBI's taxonomy places the organism in Eukaryota, Viridiplantae, Streptophyta, Magnoliopsida, Malpighiales, Euphorbiaceae.
AUGAUUGAUCCACCUGAGUCGAGACCCAGUUCUGAUCUUGUUACAGAAACUUCAAGUGCAAAAGAUAAGACUUCUGGAGCAGUGGUAAACUCAGCACUAUAUGGUGAUUCAGAUCUGACUUUUCAGAUACCGGACUGUUGCUUUGAUCUCACUUGCACUGGAUUAGUGCAAACUAGCUCGGAGAUAGCUCUUAGUGCAGCCAUUGAACCUAUAUCUACAUUUCAAUCCCAGUAUUGUAUCAAUGUUAGGAUGUUCUUGGAUGUGACCACAGGCAUUGGGUGGCUCUAUGGUAACAAUAAGCCAAGUGGAUACUGGCCUGGAAAUCUCUUUUCGUACCUAACCUACGGUGCCAUAUCAGUUGAAUGGGGAGAUGAAGUUUAUAGUCCAAAUGUGAGGAAAACUCCUCACACAAAAACAGCCGUCGGAAGUGGAUAUACUGCAGAGAAUUUAAAUGGUUUUGGUUGUUUCAUUAACAAUGUUAGGAUUGUGGAUUUUCACAAGUUUCUAAGUACCCAGAGUGGGUAA